AUGUCCCACGGAACACCUUCUCCAGAUAGAAACAGGCCAUUAGAUGACCGAAAGGUCACAGGUUACGAUCCCCUUAUCCCCCCUGCUUUACUCCGACAUGAUCUUCCCGUACCUACCGUGGCGAACAAGACCAUCUCAUCAGCUAGGAGAACAGCAGCCUCCAUCGUACAAGGUACUGACCCCUUAUCCCGAUUGUUGGUCGUAGUUGGACCAUGUAGUAUACAUGAUGUUGAUCAGGCUAAAGAGUACGCUUCGAGGUUGAGAAAAGGUGUGCAGGAAGGUAGAUGGCCUGGAUUGGAGGUCGUCAUGAGAGUCUACUUCGAGAAGCCAAGAACGACCGUAGGAUGGAAGGGUCUAAUCAAUGAUCCCGAUAUCAACAAUUCUUUCGCCAUCAACAAAGGUCUCAGAAUCGCUAGGCAGUUGUUAUGCGAUAUCAACGAGAUGGGUAUGCCUGUAGGAUGUGAAUUGCUUGAUACGAUUAGUCCCCAAUUCAUUGCCGAUUUGAUAACCUGGGGAGCCAUCGGUGCACGAACCACCGAAUCUCAAUUACAUCGAGAACUAGCAUCCGGUGCAUCUUUCCCUAUAGGUUUCAAGAAUGGUACGGAUGGUUCAGUCGGAGUCGCCAUCGACGCUAUGCAAUCCGCUUCUCACCCCCACAACUUCAUGGGUAUAAAUUCACAAGGUAUGGCCAGUAUCGUCAAGACCAGUGGGAAUGGAGAUUGUCAUGUGAUCUUGAGGGGAGGUACCCAUGGCCCCAACUAUGCCUCCGAACAUGUUCAGAAAGCUCUCUCGACUAUGAGAACCAAAAACCCCGGCGCCUUCGCUUCAAUCAUGGUAGAUUGUUCUCACGGUAACUCGUCGAAGAAUCACUUGAACCAACCUAAAGUGGCUGCGGACGUCGCUGGACAGAUCGCUGCUGGUGAGGAAGGUAUCACCGGUAUCAUGUUCGAAAGUAAUUUGAAGGGAGGUAAACAAAGCUCGGAUAAACCUAGAGAUCAAUUGGAGUACGGUGUAUCAAUCACUGAUGCCUGUGUUGAUUGGGAAAUGACAGUUGAUAUGCUCGAUAAUCUGAACAAGGCUUCACUCGCACGAAGAGCUAUUGUGGACGCUAAACAUGCUAAUGGGAACGGGGAAGUCCCAGCUGUCAAGAAGUUGAAGACUGAGGAGUAG
Molecule: messenger RNA, 1170 nt
Organism: Kwoniella botswanensis
Lineage: Eukaryota; Fungi; Basidiomycota; Tremellomycetes; Tremellales; Cryptococcaceae
Product: 3-deoxy-7-phosphoheptulonate synthase
Exons: 8
Coding region: 1-1170 (389 amino acids)
Biological process (GO): aromatic amino acid biosynthetic process
Cellular component (GO): cytoplasm
Molecular function (GO): 3-deoxy-7-phosphoheptulonate synthase activity
Source: RefSeq, a predicted model, not a curated record